AGGAAAAUGCACACGCUUUGCACACACACUCACGCAUUGUGUGUUAGCUUUCGCAUAGGUAAAAUCAACUUUGCACUGUCAACGACGGAGCGCACAAACACGAAUUCACCACAGUUCGGAGCGAGCUUUCAACUGGAAUAGGCACUCGUGCUCUCUUCCUCUCAAAAACGAUUAUCUAGUUGGCAAAGCUAUAUACUGAGCGGCUAUUUAUCUUUCUCAUUAUACCCAAUCGAUUGAUUUAAGAAUAGGCUUAAACGUGUCUUGUGGCGGGGGAGGAAUCAUAUGCAAGAAGUGAGUGUUGUUUUUAUUUCCCGAGGAGAGGAGAACAUUGUGAACAGGCGACUUCUUUGGAAUUUAUCAAGUUUAACUUUGUUUAGACCAGUGAGACUAUUUUGGUCCGUAUUCCUGUACCAGUGACUUAUCUUUGUUUCUAUUUGACAGAGCAACAAUUUUGGACCCCUUGGAUCUUGUGGAGAAUACUUCUGAUUUUCACGUGAUGCAGAGGUUGACACUUGGCGCUCCAUCAUAAAUCAGCUUCUGACAUAUUCGAAUGUAUGCUUGCCAUUGGGACCGAGAUCUGCCCUUAAAGAUAAACCAGUUGUCUGCCACCAAAGUCUACACCAAAGGCAGUGAAGAAGUCUAGAUCUGCAGUAAAAUCAUCGACUGGAUAUUUGUGGUCGGAAGUUGGCUAUUGAGAGAGUCCGAAGUCCUUGGCAGAGAGCGCACACAUCAAGGGAUGGACGAAUAGACAUUUAUGGCAAGCUUACGAAACAAGUGACAAAUUAUCUACCUCGAAAAACCGACCCUUCAGAUCCAAUUCUGAGAUUUAUUCAUAUUGACAUUCCUCUAUCGCUGUUUACCUUUAUGGAUUUAUAGAGUGCACUAAUCAAACAUACUCGAUAGUAAGAGAGAGAGAGACAAAAUGGAUACAUGAAUUGGAUUGCAUACCACUAUCUCGACAUCUCAAUAAAAUUUGGACAACCUUUGUACCCGAUAGAUAACGAUCGAUCAUACUUAUCGUCUGCAUGAGUGGGGUGUGAUUUUUUUUGCACAGAAAAAGCACGUGGAAUAACAAUAAACGUUGCUAGGCAACGUGACAAUAUAACCGUGACAGGUGGACUCCGAUACUGAUUAUGAUAAGAUACGGUGCGCACGCACUGUGUUGAUAUCGAGCUAUACCAACCGUAUCUUUUGCGUGCAGUGACGUGUGCGAUUUUUUUGCUACCCCGUGCGUGCGCGUCAACGUUAUCAUCAUGCCUUUUUCUUUGCGACUCGGGAAAGAAGGCAAAUCGGAGCAGACAGCGAAACAACCGUCGGAGGGAGCCAACGACAUGGGAAAUGGCGCGGGCCUGCACAGUAAACAGGCGCGCUCGGACGCAGGAGGCGGAGGACGAGGAGGAGGGGGAGAUGCACAUGGAGGAGGGGGUAAUGGCGCCGCACCGUAUAACAACAACACAGGUUCGAGCCUCAACCACAAGACCAGCGCGAACACGGAGGAGGUGACGAAGCUCAAGCUCCGGCUCCAGGAAGCUCAGGUCCAGCUUAAGGAAUGCCAUGAGGAGCUUGCUAUUCGAAAUGCUAUGGUAGAGGAGCGAGAUGAUGAACUCUUACGAGUCAGGGAGGAAGUUAAUAAACUCAGGGCCGUGCUUAGCCAGACGAAACCAGCAGUUACGGAUGGGGGUGGAGAUGGGGGUAAAAAACUGGCCGUUUUACUGGAGAAUAAGAGGAACAAGAAACAGGGUGUGUCCGGUGAGAGUGGUGGUAUGCCAACCAAUGUCACCGUUCAGGAUUCAGAACUUACGAGGCACCCUAAAGAUUCCACGUCCAAGCAGGUUAUCCGUGAUGCCAUCCUUCUCAAUGACUUCACCAAGAACUUCGACAGCUCACAAACCCGCGAGAUAGUGGAGUGCAUGUUCCCUAUCGACUAUAAGAAGGGCCAAAUAGUCAUCAAUGAGGGCGACUCAGGAGCACACUUCUACGUCGGAGCAACGGGUACCCUUGAGGUGAGCCAAGGUGAUCGCGUCCUGGCCACUAUGGGACCGGGAAAGGUCUUCGGGGAACUGGCCAUCCUCUAUAACUGCACCAGAACAGCCACCAUCACUGCCGUCACUGACGCGCAAGUAUGGGCGAUCGAUAGAAAAGUGUUCCAGCUGAUCAUGAUGAAAACUGGGAUGCAGCGCCAUGAAGAGUAUUUCAACUUCCUUAAGAGUGUGCCUUUGCUCAAAGAUUUGUCUUCCGAUAACCUCUUCAAGUUGGCGAACAGUUUGGAAGUAGACUUCUUCCAUGAAGGUGAAUACAUUAUAGUGGAGGGCUCCAGGGGAGAUACCUUCUACAUCAUUAGUAAGGGGGAGGUCCGGAUAACCCAAUCCGUCCAAGGACAGAGAGAACCCCAGGAGGUUCGAAGCCUCCAGAAAGGAGACUUCUUCGGUGAGAAAGCGCUCCUUGGUGAGGACGUACGAACAGCGAAUGUCUUGGCCAGCAAAGGGGGAUGCGAGUGCUUGGCCGUUGAUAGACAGUCUUUCAACGAACUGAUCGGCAACAUGCAGGCACUCCAGGACAAGAAUUAUGGAGACAAAGAAAGGGGAGCAACCAGGGCGUUACGAGGAGUUGACAGUACUGACUUUGACCCGAUAAAAGGGUUGGUCAAAUGGAUAUCAAAAGUCACAAAACGCUGGUACAAUCUAACAAUCAACACUCUACAAGAAGAUGACAACAAGUUUAAGAAAUCGUCGAGCUCGGAGAUGGAUAAUACAGAGAUUGCACGAAUCAAGCCGAUACAAGAUGAGCUAGCUGCUAUACAUCUCAACGAUCUGGAUAUCAUCGCUACAUUGGGUGUUGGAGGGUUCGGUCGGGUCGAACUGGUUCAACUGGCAGGCGAUAAGCGGACAUUCGCCCUCAAGUGUUUGAAGAAACAUCACAUCGUAGAAACUCGGCAACAGGAACAUAUCUUUUCUGAGAAGAAGAUCAUGAUGGAAUCUAGCUCCCCCUUUAUUGUCAAAUUGUUCAAGACAUUCCGUGAUCAGAAGUAUAUCUACAUGCUUAUGGAAGUCUGCUUAGGAGGAGAGCUCUGGACUAUCCUCAGGGACAAGGGUCAUUUUGAUGACCGGACAGCAAGGUUUUCCACCGCAUGCGUAGUUGAAGCUUUCCACUAUUUGCACAGUCGCGGCAUCGUCUACCGCGAUCUCAAGCCUGAGAAUCUGCUCCUUGACAACAAAGGCUACGUCAAAUUGGUCGACUUUGGUUUCGCGAAGAAGAUCGGUUUUGGUCGUAAGACCUGGACCUUUUGUGGCACUCCCGAGUACGUGGCUCCGGAAAUCAUCCUCAACAAAGGUCAUGACCUGUCAUGUGACUACUGGUCCCUGGGAAUCCUCAUCUUUGAGCUGUUGACCGGAAAUCCGCCAUUCACUGCCAAUGAUCCCAUGAAGACAUACAACGUUAUUCUAAAGGGUAUCGACAUGGUCGAGUUUCCACGGAAGAUUCCUCGUAGUGCUGGUAACCUUAUCAAGCGACUCUGUCGGGACAAUCCAGGCGAGAGAAUCGGCUACCAGAAGAAUGGCAUUAGUGAUAUCAAGAAGCACAAAUGGUUCCAAGGUUUUGACUGGGAAGGUCUCAGGAAGCAAGAAAUUGCCGCCCCUCUUCCUCCAAAGGUGAAAGGCUCAAGCGACUGCAGCAACUUCGACAGCUACCCGAAAGAUGUCGAUAUCCCGGCCGAUGAAACGUCGGGAUGGGACGAACACUUUUAAACGCGAGCCGAAACCCGCCCGAAGGCUAACGGAACCCCAUCCGAUUAAACGACGGAUAGGGCCGAAUCAUAGAGCUAUAGCUCUAUGGGCCAAACACAUCUAAACGCGCAUCGGAACAAUGCGAUGAUUGUCGAAGCCCUAUAUCAAUGGAGACUAAAGUAAUGGCCGAAGGUUGCCGAAGCCGGAUAGGAUGACUGGGAGAAAAAGGACGAAAACUUCUGGAAAAAGCCCCUUUCCACCGAGACAAAUUUGGCAAAAUCAGGGCUGUAUGAAAAUAUUCUUAUCCUGGAGAAAGCAGACAAAUGAUGAUUUAGAUGGCGAGUACCAAGCCAAUAUUCAAAGAUAGAUGUACGCAUAACGUACGGAAGGAAAUUCUCUUCGAGACGUACCAAGUGGGAAGACGUAUAUAUUGACCAGAUCCAAUGUAUGAACAUUGGAUAAACAACUUGUCGCCAGCAGGAUGCGCAGAGACGAAUGUACUUUCAACUCGGUGAAUGCAACAGUGUUCAUCUAUUUUACGGCGAAUUGUGGAAUGAACAAUUGUCAUACUAUUGACUUUUAUUUCCUAAACUUCUUGAUGAAAGUGUUGUACUUUGGAUAUAUUAGCUAAGAAAAAGACAGAUGUACAUAUAUUCACUCACAGAUACACAGUGCCAAUGGCGUGAAUGGAAUCAAUAAAUGUUACUUAUUAUAUCCAGCUACAUGUAACAAUGUGUAUUUACAGACUACAUGCAUAUAUCUGGUUGUUGAAUUUUAACAGCAUUGAAUAAAUUCUUAUUGAUGGAUUAGUCGAACGAGGAGCAUGUGAUGGAUCGCUCCAUUAGUUACCAUGGAAACAUAAGCAAGCGCCAUGGUUAUGUUGCCAUGGAAAACACUCCACAGAGAGUAUUGAAAUUAUUAUUGUAAGGGUAGCAACUUACAUCAUGCCAGCGAUUGUAGGCCUACUAGGCUGUUACUACGGUGUUUACCUUAUCAAACGAUUUGAUUAGGAAAAAUACAAUUUUCAAAAAGAUGUACUUAGGAAGACUAAGUUUAUACAUAUACAUGUAUAUUUAAGGAUACUUAAAUAGUAGUUUAUUAUCGAUACAUGUAUUUGUAAAGUAGGAUUAUAUGUGAAUAUCAAUUUGAGAUACGAACAAGUAUACAUAUAUAUAUAUGUUAGUAAUUCGGAUGGUUUGCAGCGAGUCUACGCAUUAUGCGCUAGAUUAUGUUUUAGAGAUAAGCCUGACAUAGAAAAUACAAUAGAUUUAAAAUUUCAUCCCAAAUCAUUUGUUUUCUAUAUGGCCUUAUCAUUUUCCGCACAAACAACGUGCUAGCAUUAACAUUCACACAAGGAAUCUUACGCUGGUAUAAGCUUUAAACUUUACGCAGUGUAAAUGUCAUAGAAGAAACAGGGCCUUUUAAAACGUUUCUUAUUGUAUUUAUGAUUACUACUAUACGAGCACUUGUAAAUAUGGCUUUGUAUAUAUUUAUUACUGAGAGAUGCAUUCUACUAUUAUGGCGACAUUUUAUAUUUAAUAGCCUUAUCAUAUUUUAUUUGUGCGGGUAAACGACAAAUUGAAAGAAAAGAAAGUAUGUUACCAUGUUUCAAUCGUGUCUGAUUGGGUUUUAAUGCAAGUAUUUGAUUAGGUAGUCUUAUAAUGGAUGUCAAUUUUUUGUUUGACCAAAUAUCUCCUCAUAUAAUUAUUGUUGAUUUAUUGAUAUUAUUUGAAAAGUGAAUAUUAACCAUGGAAAUGUGAUUGAGUAGGCCUAAAAAUUCAAGAUGAAUAAAACAGGUUAUUUUAAAUGAUACAAUUGUAACAUUUUGAUUAAAAGUAAUUAUACUUUAAUUUUGAAAAACCAAAGUGUUUUACUUGAUAUGAAAAUUAUUAUAAAACCAUGUGCACGUAUCUCAAUUCUAGAAUGAUUACAUGAUAAAAAAGGAACAUUUUUUUACUGUUUUUUUUUUCUUCAUUUGAUUGUUAACUCAAAAGGGUUAAUUAAAACAAAAACUAAAUUAUUGUUCGGUCAUUUUGAUAUUCAAACGUGUCUGUUCGCAUAUUGUGAAGAUAAGAAUGAUUUGAUUAUGCAUAAAAAAAGGGUGUAUUUCGCAUUACUUUUUAAAGCUACCAUCCACACAGGUUAUUAUGAAUAAUAUACAUUCGGUAUUUCUAAUUUUUGUUUAAUCAAAGAAACAUUCGAUUUCUUAUCAUGUAUACUAUCAUUAAUUUUUCGGGUCAUGUUUCUAAUAUCGCAAUUAGCAAUCUGUGAUACUCACAUAAGACUAUAACGAUCAUACAAUCGACUUCAUGAAUCAAUUUAUGUCAUUGUAAAUAAUAUAUUGAUAAAUGUCAAAUGUGUGCUAAAAUAUGGAUGAGGAUAAGAGGACACAAUCUCUUCAAUUUGUUUAUAAUUUACUGAAGAACUUAUUUUACAGCGGGAUAUUAUUAUUUCAAUUAGCAGCUAUCGGAAUCAGAAAUUAUACUAGCACUACGAGGCAUUAUCGGGGCAAAAUAUAUUUAUUGUAUGACAAAUUAUAUGUAGUGAAUAGUGACAAACUUUGAAUGGUAUAAUUAUCAUUACUGAAAUUUAAUGGAUGUAUAAUUAUGAUGAUGCAAAAUUUUGUAUAAAUCACUUCCUUUUUUCAAUUUCGAACAAAAGAGAACAAACGUUUUCUGAAAAUAUUAUUUGAUUUGAAAAUGAUAUGAAUUGAUAAUUGGAAAUUUUUAGGAGAAUAAUAAUGGAAUAUGUAUUAAACAUGUAAGGGGGUGUUUUGUAUCUGGAUAUCAACUAAUCUGUAACAUUAAAGAAAAUAUAUGGACAUGUUUUCGCUGUUCUAUAAA
Messenger RNA from Strongylocentrotus purpuratus (purple sea urchin), 6565 nucleotides. Its product is annotated as cGMP-dependent protein kinase 1. Gene Ontology annotation, biological process: protein phosphorylation. The record is from RefSeq and is a predicted model, not a curated record. Bases 1254 to 3743 code for a protein of 829 amino acids. The transcript is spliced from 21 exons. NCBI's taxonomy places the organism in Eukaryota, Metazoa, Echinodermata, Echinoidea, Camarodonta, Strongylocentrotidae. Gene Ontology annotation, molecular function: cGMP-dependent protein kinase activity; ATP binding.